AUGUUUGUUCAUGCAUUAUUUUACUGGGCCAUUAUUUUGGUCGCACUCGUUCAUUCUCAUACUGUGCCAGGUUUGGAUUCUUUACAUAUCCAAUCUGAAUUAUCCAAGAGAGACAACUUGGUCGAUUCAAUAUACAACACUUUGCCCGAUGCCGACAUUGAUUUCAUCAAUACUCACUUGUCCAAUUUGACGAAUUACAAUGCAUCGAAAUGUGAUCAAUGUAAACACAGAAUCAGAUAUGGUAGAUCAUUAAUUGAUGAGAAUCCAGAUAAGGCCCAUUUAGUGGGUUUGCUUUUGUUCAAGUACUGUAUUGUCAAUAAUAAAGGGAAGGAAUCUAAGUGUGAUAAUGUCGACUUUUUUGUCAACACCGUUUCAACCAAUACUGAGAAGUUUAAUGACAACUUUGAUUCUGGUGUUACCCAAGUUGGUUCACUUAAUUUCCAAGAUAAUGAUUUCUUACAAGUUUUGAAGCGUUUGAAUGUUUCUAAUGACUUAGAUUUGGAGUAUUACUGUUACUACAAAUCCAAGAAUGAUUGCAAAUUGCCAGCUACUCCCGAUGUCGAGGAGUUGUUUGGUGUUUCCCAAUGGUGGCCAGAAAAACAAUCACACCAUUAUUUCCCACCCAACUACACCAAUAAUAGUGAAAUAUUCAAUGUAUUGCAUUUAAGUGAUGUUCACAUUCAAUUGAGAUAUCAACUUGGAACCGAAUCCAAUUGUACUUCUGAUCCGUGUGCUGUUCCUGAAUCUUACAACGAGGAGUUGCCAGGGAAAGACUACAAUUUCACCGAUUACUACAGACACUUCAACCCAGAUCUCACUGAUUUUGAAUUGUCAUUCUACCCUGAUGCUCACUAUGAUGAGAAUGAUGAAUAUGUCAAGGGUGACUACUACGACUACCCAAAGUACCGUGGUUGGAACUUCAAGAAUGCACCAGCCACCAGUUUUGGUGCCUAUUUGGCUGAUUCUCCUGAAUUAUUGAUGAACAACUCAUUCAAACACAUUGCUCUGGUCCACCAGGACAAACACUUUGAAUUUGCUAUUUUCACUGGUGAUGUCGUUGAUCACUUGGUUACUUCAUGUACCCCCGAAUACACCAAAGAAGAGGAGGUGAGAAGCUUCAAAGCGAUGAAACAUUUCUUUGGUAACAUUCCUGUAUUGCCAGCAUUGGGAAAUCAUGAAACGUAUCCAUACGGUCAGUUGGCUCCUGCACAAUUUGAUGAAUCUGAGAACAGUACCUAUUCCUGGAAUGUUGAUGAGAUGGUUGACUUGUGGGUGAACAAUGAAUGGUUUGAUGAGAAGGAUGCUGAAGAUCUCAAAAGUCACUAUGCUGGUUUUCUGUAUGUUACAAACCGUGGCUUGAAGGUUAUCGGGUUGAACUCCAACGCGUUCUAUCAAAAGAAUUUGUGGAGUUACAUCAACCAUACAACUGAAGCUGACUUAUUCGGCCAGUGGAGCUUUUUGGUUGAUGAACUCUUAGCCAGUGAAAGAAAGGGACAAAGGGUGUGGAUUAUGGCCCACAUCCCUACAAGUGACUAUGAUGCUCUUCCAAUUCAAUCUAGGAUUUUUGGUAAGAUUGUUGAAAGAUUUUCUCCAUAUACCAUUGCUAACAUCUUUUAUGGUCACACUCAUCAAGAUCAAUUUCAUGUUUUCUAUUCAUCCAAUUCAUCCCAAGAAACAGAAGAUAUUAUCAAUAUGUCGUGGGUUUUGCAAUCAAUCACUCCAUUAUCGAACUACAAUCCAUCGUGGAGAUACUAUGAGGUUCAACAUGAAAGUUUCAAUAUUAUGAACUCCUUUAACUACUACACUUUAUUAAAUGAGACUUUUGUUAACGGUGGUGCCGAACCUAUCUGGAGAUUUGAAUAUUCUGCCAGAGAUUUGUAUGAUCCAGACGGAACAUGGCCAGGUGACGCUCCUCUAAACGCUACAUUUUGGCACAAAUAUGUUUUGACCCAAAUAAAGAACGAAACCAAUAUUGAGUUCAAUCAAAAGUUUUCAGAAAUGCAGUAUAGAUUUGGUCCUGGUGUGCUUGAUUGUAAAAACGGCACUGUUGUUUCUGAUGAAUGCUACAAUGACAACUACUGUGUUGUUGGUAAUUUCUUCAGUGACGACUAUCAAAAAUGUCUUAGAGAUUAG
Candida tropicalis MYA-3404 is the source of this 2133-nucleotide messenger RNA. Its product is annotated as PPN1 endopolyphosphatase family protein. The transcript has a single exon. Gene Ontology annotation, molecular function: hydrolase activity. The coding region runs from base 1 to 2133 and encodes 710 amino acids. The record is from RefSeq and is a predicted model, not a curated record. Lineage: Eukaryota; Fungi; Ascomycota; Pichiomycetes; Serinales; Debaryomycetaceae.